Ilyonectria robusta is the source of this 279-nucleotide messenger RNA. Its product is annotated as ankyrin repeat-containing domain protein. Gene Ontology annotation, molecular function: protein binding. The annotation marks the transcript as partial. Lineage: Eukaryota; Fungi; Ascomycota; Sordariomycetes; Hypocreales; Nectriaceae. Gene Ontology annotation, cellular component: cytoplasm. The record is from RefSeq and is a predicted model, not a curated record. Gene Ontology annotation, biological process: innate immune response. The transcript has a single exon.
AACGCAUUGGGAGCAGCUACAGGAGGCGGACAUCUAGAUGUGGUCGACAGACUGCUAACUAAAGGAACUAAAGUCAAUGCUAAUACUACUGAUGGUGUCCAUACUGCUCUUCAAGCAGCGCCAGAAGGCGGAUAUCUAGAUGUAGUAGACCGACUACUGGCUAAAGGAGCUGAAGUCAAUGCUGCUGCUGCUGAUUUUAGUUGUACUGCUCUUCAAGCAGCGGCAGAAGGCGGACAUCUAGAUAUGGUGGAGAAGUUAGAAGCUGCUAAAUUCUCUUAA